Messenger RNA from Fomitopsis serialis, 738 nucleotides. Its product is annotated as HSP20-like chaperone. The coding region runs from base 142 to 612 and encodes 156 amino acids. Gene Ontology annotation, biological process: protein complex oligomerization; response to salt stress; response to hydrogen peroxide. Lineage: Eukaryota; Fungi; Basidiomycota; Agaricomycetes; Polyporales; Fomitopsidaceae. The record is from RefSeq and is a predicted model, not a curated record. The transcript is spliced from 3 exons.
GCGAGCCUCCCCAGACGUAUAAAAGCCCGUCCCUCGUCACUCACUCCCCUCAAGCAGAAACAUAAUCACUUGAGACAUCCGUUGACUACGCUCUACUUCAACUCAUACCCUUCUCUUCUCUUCACGACACUAACGAACGAGAUGGCGCUUUCAACUUUCUUCACCGAGCCGUUCUACUCCAUUGCGGACUUUGACCGCCUCUUCGACGAGGCCUUCUCUGCUCGCACAGGUGGCCAGAACAACGGCCGCGAGCUGCAGCAGCGGGAUGCAUCUUCGCGCUGGCUCCGUCCAAGGAUGGACCUACAUGAGGACAACCAGCAGAACCUAGUCACCGCGACGUUCGAGCUGCCCGGUCUCCACAAGGAGAACGUGUCGAUCGACGUCCACAAUGGGGUGCUCUCUGUCUCCGGCGAGUCGAAGGUCGAGGAGAAGCGGGACGAGAACGGGUACGCCGUCCGCGAGCGGCGGUUCGGCAAGUUCUCGCGCUCGCUGCCCCUCCCACAGGGAGUCAAGGAGGAGAACAUCAAGGCAUCAAUGGAGAACGGCGUGUUGACCGUUACGUUCCCGAAGACGACGCCAGACAUGGCGCCGAAGAAGAUCACGAUCUCGUAAACGCGUUCGGGCGUUGCAAGUUCGUGCAGGUGCGAACCUGGAGUACUCGGGUUUGCAGCGAUUUGUCCAUUGUAACAUGCUUGUAGUAUUGCGGGUUCGAGCGUAAUACAUCUUGUUUUCCUUUGA